AUGCGACCAUGUAACAAUCCUCAUUCGCAGGUUCGCCACAGGUCCUCGAGACACACUGACGAAGGAUCUUCAGCUGCUGGUGAAGGCACAUCUGCUUCCCAAGCCCAAGCGCCAACUAUUGUGAACAACUUUCCACCUCCUGCGGGCGUUGCCAGUAAUGCACAGUUGGCCUUGAUCCCAGUGCAGAUCAUAGAUGAUAGCUCGCCUGAGGCCGAAGAUAGAGUACCGUUACCGGAUGCGCCCCGCGAGGAACCAAGCGAUAUACCUGUCCUGGAACAGAUAGCGCCUGACUCAAUUCCUAUUCCCAGCGAAGUUAACCCAGAAGCAAUGCCAGCGGUCGUUGUGUGUGAGCCCCCAGCCGAGGAGAAUCCAAAUGCCUUCAACACUGAGGAUGCUGUAGCUGAAGCUGUAGAGGCAGAGGCUGCUGAGCCCGCUCUUAAUAUGGUUGGUCAGGAACUUCCUCCCCUUGCCCCCCAAGUCGCUGAAGCCGGAGAAUUAGAAGACCUUCCUGAACCAGUGCCAGAGGCAGCACCUGUCGCUGAGCCUCCUGAGGCCCCUCCUUCUCCUCUAUCUGCUGAUCAACCGUAG
Messenger RNA from Rosa rugosa (rugosa rose), 588 nucleotides. RefSeq lists its product as uncharacterized. The record is from RefSeq and is a predicted model, not a curated record. The coding region runs from base 1 to 588 and encodes 195 amino acids. NCBI's taxonomy places the organism in Eukaryota, Viridiplantae, Streptophyta, Magnoliopsida, Rosales, Rosaceae. The transcript is spliced from 3 exons.